Molecule: messenger RNA, 7284 nt
Organism: Mustela lutreola (European mink)
Lineage: Eukaryota; Metazoa; Chordata; Mammalia; Carnivora; Mustelidae
Gene: SLC9B2
Product: solute carrier family 9 member B2
Exons: 12
Coding region: 436-2049 (537 amino acids)
Biological process (GO): proton transmembrane transport
Cellular component (GO): membrane
Molecular function (GO): antiporter activity
Source: RefSeq, a predicted model, not a curated record
CUGGUCCGGGCACCCGCGGUCCGCCAGGCCAGAACCCACGACUGAAACAUAGCGGGGCCGCACCGAGGUCUCGGGAAGGGGGCCAAUGGUCCGCCAGGCUUCCCGGCCUGGAAAGGAAGAGGGCGCCUGGGGCGGCCGCGCUGGGCCCGGAGGAAUCCCUCCCGCGCCACCUGGCCAGACCUCUUUCCGCCGGGCCGCUCCGCGCGUGCGGGGAAGGCGGAGCCUCGGAAGCCCCCGGCACGCCCAGCGCCCGGAUAUUUGCAUAUUUCGCAGCCUCGGGCUCCGCCUGGGGAGAUGCUCUGUCUGGAGACCCUGCGCGCCUGGCUGGACCGGGCUUCUCCGCAGACAUUUUACCCUGUUUCCCACCCUUCCUGCGCUGGAGACCGCGAGAUCCAAUUCCUCUUCCCUGUAUCAUCUUUUUUCUAAUUAUAAGUCAUGGGGGAUGAAGAUAAAGUCAUUGAACAUGAAGAUUUGGAACCAUCUUCAGGAAUGGAUCACACAGCUUCUGCAUAUCAAGAAAUACAGGAGGAAACAGUUAUGACCUCCAAAGCAACAGACGCCAAAGAACCAACAGAAGGAAGUAACCUCCUGAAUAGCCAUGAAAAAAAGCUACAAAAACUACCAACUGAAUCAAAUAAUUUGCAAAGACUAAGACAAACAUUUUCUUGUCCCCCACAUGGUUUUCUGGAUAAAGGAAUAACAAAUGUUACCAUGGUGGUUCUUCUCUGGGCUGUAGUUUGGUCAAUUACUGGCAGCGAAUGUCUUCCUGGAGGAAACCUAUUUGGAAUUAUAAUCCUAUUCUAUUGUGCCAUCACUGGAGGUAAACUUUUGGGGCUCAUUAAGUUACCUACAUUGCCUCCACUGCCUCGUCUUCUAGGCAUGCUGCUUGCUGGGUUUCUUCUCAGGAAUAUCCCUGUCAUCAGUGAUAACAUACAGAUCAAGCACAAGUGGUCUUCUGCUUUGAGAAGCAUAGCCCUGUCUGUCAUAUUGGUCCGUGCUGGCCUUGGACUUGAUUCAAAGGCCCUGAAGAAGUUGAAGGGUGUUUGUGUAAGAUUAUCCAUGGGUCCUUGCCUGGUGGAGGCAUGCACGUCUGCUCUUCUUGCCCACUUCCUAAUGGGUUUACCAUGGCAAUGGGGAUUUAUACUGGGUUUUGUUUUAGGUGCUGUAUCUCCAGCUGUCGUGGUACCCUCAAUGCUCCUUUUGCAGGAAGGAGGCUAUGGGGUUGAAAAAGGCAUCCCGACCUUACUCAUGGCUGCUGGCAGCUUCGAUGACAUUCUGGCUAUCACUGGCUUCAACACAUGCUUGGGCAUGGCCUUUUCCACAGGUUCCACAAUUUUUAACGUUCUCAGAGGAAUCUUAGAAGUGGUAAUUGGUGUGGCAGCUGGUUCUCUUCUUGGAUUUUUUAUUCAGUACUUUCCAAGCAGUGACCAGGACAAACUUGUAUGGAAGAGAGCAUUCCUUGUUUUGGGGCUGUCUGUGCUAGCUGUGUUCAGCAGCGUGUAUUUUGGUUUCCCUGGGUCAGGAGGACUGUGCACAUUGGUCAUGUCCUUCCUUGCAGGCUUGAGAUGGGCCAGCGAAAAGGCAGAGGUUGAAAAAAUUAUUGCAGGUGCCUGGUACAUUUUUCAGCCCCUUCUCUUCGGACUGAUUGGAGCAGAAGUAUCUAUUGCAUCUCUCAGACCAGAAACUGUAGGUCUUUGUGUUGCCAUCCUGGGCAUUGCAGUAUUGAUAAGAAUUUUGACUACAUUUCUGAUGGUGUGUUUUGCUGGUUUUAACAUCAAGGAAAAGAUAUUUAUUUCUUUUGCAUGGCUUCCUAAGGCCACAGUCCAGGCUGCCAUAGGAUCUGUGGCUUUGGACACAGCAAGAUCACAUGGAGAGAAACAGUUAGAAGAAUAUGGAAUGGAUGUGUUGACAGUGGCAUUUUUGUCCAUCCUCAUCACAGCCCCAAUUGGAAGUCUACUCAUUGGUUUGCUGGGUCCCAGGCUUCUCCGGAAAGCUGAACAUCAAAAUAAAGGUGAAGAAGUUCAGGAAGAGACCUCUAUACAAGUUUAGAGGUGAAAAGAGACAAAGCUGAGUGUAAUGAUUAGAAAGCUGCUGCCAGAAACUUCUUUUACCAACUAGCGAAGUCUAUGUUAUCUAGAUGCAUAUUGAGAUAUGUAAUGUUUAAGCUUUAAAUGUAAUAGAACCAAAAGUGUGGCUAUUUCUUUAAAGAGCAUUUUUAGCCGUCCUUUUCAUGUCAGUGGUAAUAUUCUACAUCUCCAACCUAAUUUCUUGACCUCUCUUUUUUUUUUUUUCAAAUACCUCUUAAUUGUGUAUCUUACAUUGUUUAGUAAAAUGUACUACCACAAUUUAUUUUUUUGAGAUUUUACCUAUUUAUUUGACAGAGACACAGCAAGAGAGAGAACACAAGCAGGGGAGUGGGAGAGGGAGAAGCAGGCACCCCACUGAGCAGUAAACCAGAUGCUGGGCUUGAUCCUAGGACCCUGGGAUCAUGACCUGAGCCAAAGGCUGAUGCUUAAAGACUGAGCCACCCAGGCUCACCACUACCACAAUUUAAAAUUAACAUGGAAAAGAUCAAGUUCAGUAUCCUGUUCUACUAACCAACAGCUUGAUUUAACUUACUGUUACUGUCAUAAUUUCAUGAUUCAUGGUCAUCUGACCACUCAAACCUUGAAAUGUUUUGGACUCCUCUAUACUUUUUUAUUUUUAAAUACCAUAAUGCAACACUUCAUCAGUUUCUACUCCCACUUUUUGUGCCAAUCUGCCUCUUCUCCAUUUUGACCUCUCUUGUUACCCUUCUGUGAAUUAUUUUAACUGAUUGGUCCCACCAAAGUUUUCAAGUGUGCCAAGUGUCUUCAUUGGCUCUUCCUCUUGCACCUAUCUAAAGACCUUAUCCUUUCUCCUAACUGACAACACAGAGUCUCCCAUUUUAGCAGCGCUUCUGAGUUUGCCUUCCCCUGAGGAGUGCCCUGGUUCAGCCCUUUCUUAUUUGUUUCUUGUGACCCAUAUCUUCAGGCUCUUCCUUUGCUGUAGGUGAGAGAUAACUGUCAAAUUUAUGCCCACCUCAUAAACGAAAUAUUAAUUAGAGUAAGGUAAACUGCUAUAAUGAGAAACCAAAAAAUAUAGAACUUAAAAUAGAAAUUUAUUUCCCUUUCGUGAAACUGGCUGACUGGUUGAUGCUGUCAUGAUUAGUCAGUUCAUGGUUUUCCUUAGAGACCCAUGUCCUUCUAUCUUGAGGCUCUGACAUGUCUUAAGCCCUAAGACAGGUUAAAGAUGAAUGUCUCCCAUGUCUCCUUUCUAGACUUCAGGAAGAAGUGGAGAGGGUGAAUCCAAAGCAAGCAAUUUAUUUUUGAGUAAAUGAUGUGAAUUUGGCCAUAUAUCUCCUCUUACAUUCUACUGGUGAUGACCACACCCAGCUCUGAAGAGGUCUGAUAGUAUUACCUCCCACUAAGCAUCCUUUAGUGAGAUUCUUAGGAGUAAGAAAAGUUCAGAUUUGGGAGACAGAGGUACCAUUGUAUGGAAUGUUACCAUCACUUAGUAAUAUAAUCUUGCAUGUUAGCAGGCUUUCUAAAGAUAGUACCUUAAACUGAAAGAGUGAUUUCUAUGGCAAGAUUUUCAACCAUUGUGGCAUGCUUACAGAGAAGACAGUAGAAGAAAGGCUUAUCUACAUAGGUCACAUUUUAUCCCACUUACUCAACAGACCAUCUUUGCUUUAAUGUAUCAUCUUUAAAUUCUCUUUGACUCUAGAUCAAUUUCUGCCUAGUUGCUAGAAUAAUUAUAUUUGAAUAUAGUUCACAGUGUUUUUCAUGGUGUAUGUAUCCCUGAAGCAUUUAUUACUUACUCGUCAUAUCCCUGAACUCAGAACUCUUUAACCCAGAAUCCAAAGUUCAGUCUAAUCUUAAAGUAGAUAUUAAAAUGUGUGAAAUGAAUAGAUUAUAAAUAUUCUGAUACUACCAAGAUGAUUUGCAUAAAGCCUAUCCAUUCCUCUUUUGUCCUUAGACUGCUGUUCCAGAUCCUUUCUCCAUGACUUUUACCUCUAUUUAAAAGCAGCUUAAUUUUUAUUAAGCUUACAUAUUAUGAAGCCAUAACAGUUUCAUUUUUACAUCAGCCUGAUGUUGGUUACUCUGUGGUACUGUGUUUUCUUCUAGUUCAUGCUCUUUAUUUGGAUUGUAUUAAUUUACACAAAAAUUCAGAUAGAUAUUUCAAACUGAACUUAAUUGGUUAGGUGUACAUUGGUGGCAGCAACAUAAAGCCAAUGUUCAUCUGGUUCUCUCUUUUGACAGGCUCUAAAACCAGAUUCAUUCAACAAAGACUUAAUGGAAGUUUUUGAUGACCUAAGCACAUCAUCAAAACUGCUAUUGUUCCUGUCCUUAAGGAUCUGUCAGUCUGAUGGAGGAGACAGAUAAGAGAUUUCAAAACAGUAUGAUAAGUGCUAUAAAGCAGCAAAUAUGGGAGUCAAGAAAGCUCAUAACAGGAGCACCCACCUAACCCAGGGGUAGUGUAGUUUAGGCACAGCUUCCAGAGAAAAUAGGGUCUUGGCUAGGAUGUGGGAGAUGAUUAAGACUUAGACAGCAAAAGGCAUGUGACCCAGAAGGGUGCUGCAGUUAGUGCUAGGUCCCACAUUCUCCAAUAGUUUUUGAGGCUCCAAACGCUUAUUAACUUAUUAAAAAAAUACAAACGCUUAUUAACUUAUAAAAAAUACAACUGGUAUAAGUAAAUAAGAAUGUUGUUAUAAAUAGUCAAGACCCCAAAGAAGAAUGAGAAGUGGAAAUUCACAGUGUAGAAAGGGCAGAAGAAGCCAUUUAGCCACUACCAAUAGCCUGUUGCAUUUUGGAGAGCAUGCAGCGAGUUCUCCUUCUCCUCAGUGAGCAGCCACCAUCUAAAUCUCUAAAUGUCCAGUAUGGGCCUGUGCAGGGCUCACCAUUGAAGCCUCAGGUUUAUCACCACAUUGUGAGUCACAGCUGUCCACUUGGUUGGUGAACUCAGAGUUAACCUGAUAUAGAGUGUUGACUCAGGUCAACCAAACCUACCCAACCCCAACCACAGAUAGAAACAAUUACUCUAACCCCUGAGUCCCUAUAAAAGGGAUGUAUGUAUCCUACAAAAGGGAUAUAUAUAAAAGAGAAGAUACUUCUGUCAGAACACUUAUAACUCUUUUUUCAGUUUGUCUACAUUCUUGUCUCCUAUGAAAUCAGCUCCUUAGGAGUGAGAGCCUUGUCUUGGUUAUCUUUGGACCCUCACUAGUUUGCACAUGGCAUGAAAUACAGUAAGCAAUUAAUAAACAUUUAUUGGCUGAAUUGCUGAGGGGAUCCUCUUCCAGUAUAGAAAACCACUUGCCGGGGCACCUGGGUGACUCAGUGGGCUAAGCCUCUGCCUUCAGCUCAGGUCACGGUCUCAGGGUCCUGGGAUCAACCCUGGCAUCGGGGCUCUCUGCUCAUUGGGGAGCCUUUUUCCCCCUCUCUCUCUCUGCCUGCCUCUCUGCCUACUUGUGAUCUCUCUCUCUGCCAAAUAAAUAAAACAAAAUAAAAUCUUUAAAAAAAAGAAAACCACUUGCCACAUAAUAGUUCAGAUCUUAGUCUCCUUGCUCUGUCUUAGUCUCUUUGGGCUGCUAUAAAAGAUACCACAGACUGAGUGACUUAAACAACACACAAUUAUUUUCUCAUAGUUCUGAAGGAUGGAAGUCCAACAUGAGGGUGCUAGCAUAAUCAGGUUCUACUGAGGGCUCUCUUCUGAGCUUGCUUAUGGCCUCUUUCUUGCUAUGUUCCCACGUGGUAGGGAAAGAGAUGAGAAUGGGGUGGGAGAGGGGGAGUAUGUACACUCUCUGGUAUCUUUUCUUACAAGCACACGAAUCCCAUCAUGAGGGCCCCACCCUCAUGACCUCACCUAAUCCUAAUAACCUCCAAAGGCCCCAUCUCACAGAACAGCACCUCGGGGAUUAGGGUUUCAACAUACGAAUUUGGGGAAAACAGUCCACAACAAGGAGGUCAUACUUCAAGAACACUUCUAAAAAAAUUACUAUAAGUACUUGUUCUACCAUGUCCUUUUUUCUCUAGGAUCAGUUCCAUCCAUCUCUCCUCCAAGAGGUUUUUUUGUUUUUUUAUUUGGGGGGGCGUGGCUGAUUAGGUUUCAGCUCUAAAUUGUUUUCACAUUCCAGUAUUUUUCUCUCUUUUUAACUCCAGAUAACCUUGAUUGGACCUGGGUGUCCUUAAAGUUUCCUCAGCCACAUAUUUGCAAAUGAUCUCAUCCUUUACGCUCUUUAAAAAUAGUAUUUUUUUCCUGAUUGCAAGAUAAGACAUUUUCACCGCAAAAAAUUUAGAGCACAGGAAAGUACAAGGAACAAAACUGAAACUACUCAAUGUAAACAUCCACUUUAUUUUCAUUCUUUUACAUUUUACUCUUGCAGUUCAAAGGAUGUCUUAAAGAUACAUCAUCCACUGAAUUAGGUGAAAGGCAUCAUAAAUACUUUAUAUUUGACUUCUGUGAAGAUAUACAGAUUGAAGAACUUUUAUUGUAUAUAAUGAAUAUUGAACUUUCCAAAUACUCAUUCAGUCACCUGGUAAUUGUCAAAUAUUCAUUUUGCAAUGAAUAAAACUGACAAAUCCUUACCUUCAUGGAGCUUAUGUUUUAAAAUCCAUUCAUUCACUCACUCAGAAUGCACUCAUAAUACUCUACUAGAUGCCAGGAAUUAUGCUAAAUACCCAGGAAUUCAGCAAUGGCCAAGAUGUUCAAGGGCUCUGCUUAAUGGAACUUGAUUUCUAGUGGGAAAUGGACACUGUAGAGAAUACAAAUAUGAAUAAGACAUGAUACUUUUCUUCAAGAAUUGGAUCUUCAAUUUAAAUUGAUGUAUUAAUAUUAGAGAGUAAGAAGAAGAAGGAGAGAACGAGGUCAUGAAUGGGCAUAUUAGGAAAGUUUGAAAUAGUAAAGACUGGAAUAUAAUAAAAAUUGGCACUUAAGGUUGAUAAAGAAAAUUAGUGACAGGAGGAUUGGAAAAGAAAAUCGACAGUUAAAUUGUACCAAAUAGAUCACUGACCACAUUUCUAUCUUUAUUACUUGAUCACCUUUCAAUUUAUUGCUUCCCAAUGUACAAAACCAUUUAUAUAGAAGACAUUUUUAAAGCAAUUUUUAUCAUGUCAAAUUUAGUGAAAAAUGCUAUCAUUAAUAAGUUUCUCUUCAUUCCUCAAAAGUGUUUUGUUUUCAAUGACAUGGUUGCAAUCAUGUAAUCAACUUCAUUAUUAAGUUACUAUUGAGUUUUUAUAAGAAAAUGCAUCAAUGUUUUUUGAACCAUUA